AUGAAGAGAAAAGAAAAGAAGACUGCAAACUGUGCCAUAAUAUGUCCAUACUCUGAGGAUAAUUCUCAUGUGAUUCCUGUUUGCGACAUGUUAUUACAUUUGGCUAAAUGUCGUCGUUUAUACUACAAACGAAAUGGUAUUAAGACAGAAUUAAAAAGAUGUAAAUAUAAUGGUUGUCAUUAUAUUCUUGCUCCGGAAAUGAUGUUACAUGAAUUAACCUGUCAUAGCAGAAUGCUAUAUGAGGAAUGUAAACGAAAAAUGAAAUAUCCACCUGUAUCAUUUCAAAUUACCACUUCUUCCACAAAUUUAAACGAAUUAUUACAAGGAAUGGAUUCAGAAUCAGUUGAUCAUCCUGAUCUGAUGACAUUUGAUUAA
Molecule: messenger RNA, 375 nt
Organism: Loa loa (African eye worm)
Lineage: Eukaryota; Metazoa; Nematoda; Chromadorea; Rhabditida; Onchocercidae
Exons: 2
Coding region: 1-375 (124 amino acids)
Source: RefSeq, a predicted model, not a curated record